Molecule: messenger RNA, 1890 nt
Organism: Malassezia japonica
Lineage: Eukaryota; Fungi; Basidiomycota; Malasseziomycetes; Malasseziales; Malasseziaceae
Gene: LPD1
Product: dihydrolipoyl dehydrogenase
Exons: 4
Coding region: 1-1890 (629 amino acids)
Cellular component (GO): oxoglutarate dehydrogenase complex; mitochondrion
Molecular function (GO): flavin adenine dinucleotide binding; dihydrolipoyl dehydrogenase (NADH) activity
Source: RefSeq, a predicted model, not a curated record
AUGCUGCGUCGGACCCUGCCGGUGCUCAAAAAGCCUGACGCGCGGAGCAGCGCGUCUACUCCGGUGCCGCGCGCCCAGCGUAUGUCCCGCAUCGAUCAGGCGCCUACUACGCCUCAGCAGCCGGAAGAGAAACUGCGCCGCCUCGCGCGCAACGUCGACGCGUGGACCGAGAAGCGGAGCGACAAGUCGCUCUGGGAGAGCUGGAUGGCGAUCCCCCCCCGCACGCGUAUUAUCAUGGGCCUCGGCGCCGUGGCCUUUUCGCUAGGUGGGAUCUAUGUAGCCGACUGGCUCGAGAAGCAGUACCCCGAGCGUAACCGGCGCGCGGGUGUGGCCGAGAGCAGUGUCUCGCCGCAGCUGCACGGCGGCGAGAACCGCACGCCGCGCCUCUUUUCUAUCAGCGUUGCUCUGCAGCAGCCUCUUUCGCUCCCCCGUGUUUCGCCUGCGGUGCGCACGGCCUCGCUCGUUCGUGGGUACGCCUCCGGCUCGGAGCCGUACGACGUUGUGGUGAUUGGCGGUGGCCCCGGUGGAUACGUCGCUGCGAUCAAGGCUGGCCAGCUCGGUCUGAAGACGGCGUGCAUUGAGAAGCGUGGCUCGCUCGGUGGCACCUGCCUGAACGUCGGCUGCAUUCCCUCCAAGUCGCUGCUGAACAACUCGCACAUCUACCACUCGACCAAGCACGACCUGCAGAAGCGCGGUAUCGACGUGGAGAACGUCCAGCUCAACCUGCCUACCAUGCUCAAGGCCAAGGAGGGCGCCGUGACUGCGCUCACCAAGGGUGUCGAGGGUCUCCUGAAGAAGAACAAGGUCGACUACAUCAAGGGCACCGCGUCCUUCGCGUCGCCGACCACCGUCAACGUGCAGCUGCUUGAAGGCGGCGAGCAGGAGGUCGAGGCCAAGAACAUCAUCAUUGCGACCGGCUCCGAUGUGGCGCCCUUCCCGGGUGUCGAGAUUGACGAGGAGCAGAUCAUCAGCUCCACUGGCGCCCUCUCGCUGAAGGAGGUGCCCGAGAAGAUGAUCGUCAUCGGUGGCGGUGUCAUUGGUCUCGAGAUGGGCAGCGUGUGGAGCCGCCUGGGUGCGCAGGUCACCGUCGUCGAGUUCCAGGACGCGAUUGGCGGCCCUGGCAUUGACGGCGAGGUUGCCAAGCAGUUCAAGCGCAUCCUCGAGAAGCAGGGCAUCAAGUUCCAGCUCGGCACCAAGGUCUCGUCCGUGACCAAGGAGGACGGCAAGGUGAACCUCAAGGCCGAGACCGUCAAGGACGGCAAGGAGAUUGACCUGGACGCCAACGUCGUCCUGCUUUCGAUCGGCCGUCGCCCGGUGACCACCGGUCUGAACCUCGAGGCUAUCGGUGUCGAGGUCGACAAGAAGGGCCGUGUCGUGGUGGACGACGAGUUCAACACGUCGUGCAAGGGCGUGCGCUGCAUCGGCGACGCCACCUUUGGCCCCAUGCUUGCGCACAAGGCCGAGGAGGAGGGUAUCGCCGCCGUCGAGUUCAUCAAGAACGGCUUCGGCCACGUGAACUACGACGCGAUUCCCUCGGUGGUGUACACCUACCCCGAGGUCGCCUGGGUCGGCAAGACCGAGGAGGCGCUCAAGGCGGAGGGCGUCGAGUACAAGAUCGGCAAGUUCCCCUUCAUUGCCAACUCGCGCGCCAAGACCAACGGCGAGACGGAUGGCUUUGUCAAGUUCAUCGUCGAGAAGGAGACCGACCUGAUCCUCGGUGUGCAGAUCAUCGGCCCCAACGCGGGCGAGAUGAUCGCCGAGGCCACGCUCGCAAUGGAGUACUCUGCCAGCGCCGAGGACGUCGCUCGCACCUGCCACGCGCACCCCACGCUCUCGGAGGCGUUCAAGGAGGCGGCGCUCGACUCCUACGCCAAGCCCAUCAACUUUUAG